CGAUAGGUGACAAGGUACAAUGAAUUACUACUGUAAAAUGCUGUCUGUUUCAAUUAUAUGUAUUAGUAGUACGUACGAUGUAGUAAUGUUAACACAGAGCUGUCACUGCUGUCUGUUAACCGGGAAAAAAAGUAAGUACGAUAGUUCGAUAUCGUGAAAUAGUUAAUUUUUUUCUUUCACACCGUGUACAAAAUGUCUAUCAGAAAUCUUGUUUGGAUAUUUUAUCUAGUUGUAUUUGAAUUCCAGGUUGCACCAAAUAUUUACACAGAGAUAAACUCGUUUCUCCAGAGUAAAAAUAAAUUCUGUUGCAUAAACCAUAUUUUAAAUUUUAUCUGUUGAUUAAAAUGUACCUUAUCAAGAGUUAAAUUACAGGCCCAUUUAUCCCAUAGAUAUAUUAUUAAUAAGUCUAUGAUUUAUCUAAGGCUUAUAGAUAUUAUCUAUAAGCCUUGGCAUUUAUCACGGUGUAACGAAUUUAACGAAUACAUUUUGUUAUCAAUGUUUUACGUGGUGAUAAUAGAAAACAUUAUAUAAUAUUAAUAAUUAGUAUUGUAUUAAUUAAUAGAAUUCCGAAAAAAAAUCCCCAAGUAUGUGUGUAAGUUGUUUUGGGGAUUUUUUUUCUGAUUAAUUAAUAUUAUAUAUUUUAUUUGUUUAAGUAAGUUUUUUUCUUACUGAAUAAUUUAAAUUAACAAUGAAUAGUUCAUUAGAAUGAUACAUCAAAUACAUCAGAUAUGUCUGAUGAAGAAACAAUUUUAGAAAUAUCAAACAUUAAUGAGCUUUCCAAAACCUAAAGUAAUUUAUGUAGGUAUAAUCCUUUAAAUAAUAUUUGUGAUUAUGAAUUUAAAUGUCGGUUUGAUAACCAAUAUUCUGGUAAUAACCUAAAUAAUAAAAAAUAUCCAUAAUUCUUAAGUACGAAUGAGUACAAAUGCAAUUGAUUCCAAAUGCCAUAAAGAUGAUUACGGAUCUUAGAAAUAGUUUGAUUAAAGCAAGAAUGAAAUACUUAUCAUUUAUAAGUUUCGAAAAAUUUUCUCUCAAUGUGUGAAAUGGAAUUAUGAAAAACUAAGUGGGACCAAUCAAUUUGUAAAGAUAUCAUAAAAUAAUAUAUUUUUAGAAUCAAAAUUGGAAAUGAUUAAUUUAAUUUAAUUGGAUUUACAAUGUUCUUUCUUUUUUAUACACUGUGACAAAAAUUUCUACCAGAAAUCUUAUUUCAGUACGUAAGUGUUGCACUUUUUUUGAAAGAAAAUAUUGUGAUAUUAACUAGAUGGUACUAAGGAAGGUUAUUUUUUGAUUUUCCCAGCAGGAAAACCCAGGAUAAAACGUAAGAAAAACGGAAAAUUUACAAAAAUAAUGCGUUUAUUAUUUUCAAUUUUGUUUUUUGUUGUAAUUCAGUUAAAAAUAUUCGUAGACUUGAAAUUUGGAGAAAAUUAUAAUUGCCUUUUCUUGACGUGGUAAAAUUUUUGACCAAUUUAGAGAUAAUUUAAUUUUGCGAGUUUUAUACGUCAUUUUUAUUCGGUAUGUGAAUAAAAUUGUUAGACCAAACAGAAAUUCUUGAGAAUUUAACAAAAGGUUUAUUAAAAAUCGUAAUAAGUGGUAAAAAAAAAAAAAUUAAGCAGAGGCUUAAAACAUAGAGAAUAUUGUUGAUCGAACCGCCUGUUAAACGAUGCUUAAAAUAUAAUUAUUUUAGACUUCAUUAUCUAACUUUUAUUAAUUAUUAUUAUUAUUAUUAUUUUAAUUAUUAUUUAUUUAAUGUGAACAAAAUUAAUUUAACUUCCUAAUUGUAAUGUUUUACUGCAUUUGUACAAUAUAUCUGCAAUCUUCUAAGCUAAUAUAAGUUGAAAUGACAUCAGACAUAAAGGUUUUAAGUUUUUGUGUUGAGCAAAACGGUGGUAUUCGAAAGUAAAAUUUGUUCGCGGCCACCCCUCCCCUCCAUGGAAUUGACUCAGACGCCCAUGAGCAAUUUAACGAGCAACGCUCAAAAUCGUUUUUUGUUGGCAAUGCUUAAAUUGGCUUAGGUACAGAUAUACAUCAAAUUUCCCUCAAUAUCCUACCUUCCCAACUUCUCAUGUAUAACAGUGGUUACACCCAUCGUGCGAAAUAUGUUGUCUUUUUUUCUCAGCAAUUGUUAAUAUUAAAUUUAAUUAUUUCGCCCCCCCCCCCCACAGUCAAAGUUUGAAGACGUUCAUGGCGCAGGUUGUGCGAUUUCACCCCUUACUUUUAGAAUAGGUCCAAUUGACCUGCUACAAUAAUGUACCAUUUUUAUAUAAUUAAUAUCAAAUUAUAUUUUUAUAUUAACAAUAUUGGUACCUAUUUUACAGUCAAUAAACAAAAUAUCAUUCUAUCGAGUAAUUGAAUAAUCAAUAAAUGUAUUGUGUAUUUUAUAAUCUACCAGACAUAUCAGAGAUACCUACAGAACACUAAUAUAGAUAAGUUUAUAUAGUCAAAAAUUGAAAAACUUCGAGGUUGAACUGUUUACGGUCAUUUUUAAGGAAACGUUGAAAAUUAUUUCAUUAAUAAAAACUUUACCAAUUAUAAUGAUGUCAAAUAAAAAGUUUUUCAACGCUCAAAAAUGUAAAAUAAUAUUUACGCAUUUCAAUGAGCGACAAUUAAAGGUUAAAUGAUCUUAUGGUGAUAAAUAUUGGAGAUAAAAAAAGAAGUAAAUAUUAAUUUAGAAAAAAACUGUAGAUACAUUAGCUAGACUUGGAAAUUAUCGGUAUCCAUUGAUGUAAAUAGCUGUUUUCACGGGGGUGGCGGUGGGGGGGGGGUGAUAUGGGGAAUGGAAUGAAAUCCGUCCAUGGAUAUUUUUCUAGAUAAUUUGGAGUUUCCUAUUUAAUUGAUAUUUAAUGAUAAUAAUCAAAUAAAUAAAUAUAAUCAAUAAACAUUUUUUUUGACUUAUCAUUUUCUACAAUAUUCGUAUACAGCACGAUUUAUGAUAGUCAAUCUACAAAUUGGUUGUACCACGCAUGAUUAUAGACUGUGUUUGUAUUUUAUAUGUCUGUGGCACAGAUAGAUUUCUGUGAUCUGUGAUUACAGAUUAAUAUUUUUAUCCCGAUUCGAGUUUUAUAAUUAGCUGCUGAGUUCAUAUUUACUUGUUUUUUAUCCUCAGGAGAACAAAAAGUGGCCGCUGGUGCGCACACUCCUGGUGGUGUAUUUCUAUCUAUGACAAAAUAUUUUGUCAUGUUUCUAUCAUAGUUUCGCAAAAUUAUAAAAACAAAGCACGUGUAUGUUGAAUUAUUAGUAAUUUUAUUGUGCCGGUUGACCGUGCACCGUCCAGAUGUUAUAUAUCGAUCGCGCUUUACGUAUGUCAGUUUGAUAACCACUGUUUAUCGGAAAAAAAUUCGUUAUCAUAUCGCCCCAGCAGCUACUUUUCGUUCACCCGACUAUACAGCAUAAUAUUGUAUAUGAUUUGAGUAUUAAAUAAAGAUACGGAAGAUAUGUAGCCGACUGAACAGUAAUUUUAAAUAUGAAUAAGUAAUUUAUGUAUUAUAAUUUUUACAUUUUACAUAUUUUCAGAUAAAAAACUGCAAAAUGUACAAAAGAUUGAAGACAAGUGAAAAAAAUCUGUGGAAUGUAAAUUGUAGAAAAAAAUGAAUGAAAUAAUUCAGAUGGGGCUAGCUGGCCAGAUUCACUGAAGAUCCAGAAACAACUUUUACAGCCUUUAAAAUAAAUACUGAGUAUAAAAAUUAAAAAUCAAAGAAAACAUAUAUACUCAAUUUGAAAAUAAUUAUUUAGUAAAAGUAUUGUAUGUAUAAUAUUAAUAUUUGAAGAACAAAAAUUAUAAAACAUAGAAAAUAUUAUGUAUAUGUGGUAUCCACAAAUUGAAAUUACUCAUUUCAUGAACUGGAUAUCCGGAUAGUGAAAUUCAUUCAGAUCAUGAAUUUUGAAUUUUGACUUAAAUUUAUUAUGAGGACAUCCAUUUCAUGAAAAAGACAAUAUAAAUCAGUUGUCUUCAACCUUUUUGGAAUUACAACCCACUUUUUUAAGCGUACAUUAUUCGCGACCCAUAUAAGGUAUACAUUCAAAAAAAUGUUUGUAGAAAAACAAAAAAAAAAUCUAAAACUACUUAAUACUUUGUAGUAGUACUGUUAUAACUGAAUAAAUAAAAAUAAAAAAAACUUUUUAACGGUUAUGUAAACAUGACUAGAAUAAUAACACAACAAACAUUUAUUCAUCUUUAAACAUAGCGACAACAUCAAUAAUGUUUGUAGAUUAUAGGACUCUUUAAUGAUAAUAAUAUAAUACAUUUAUUUUAUUACUAGCCCGGUUUACUUGUAAAUUAUUAUAUUUAAUGUCAUACUGCAUAGAAUCAUACCAGUAUAUGAAACAUAUACUGUGAUUUGAAAUCCAAUUAUACUAUUAUAUUUUUGAAUAUAAAUUAUAUAAUAUUGUUUAUACAUAAUAUAUUACAAUAAUUUUCAUUUAUUAAUUUUCUAAAUUUAAUAAUUAUACAACUAUUUGUAUACCUUAUAUAAUUGUAUAAACUUAAUUUUUAUUUUGAAAAGAAAACUUAUUGCGACCCAAUUUUUAAGCUUACGCAACCCAAAAAUGGGUCGCGAUCCACCAGUUGAAAACCAAUAAUAUAAACCAUAUGUAUAUUGUAUUUUAUAAAUGACAGUCUUAUCUAUUAAUAAAAAUAAAAUAAAAUAAUCAUGAAAGGAACUAUACCUCUAUUUUUUAUAUUUUUAUUUUAUUAAAAACAUAUUUAAUUGAAUGAUAACUAUUCCUAUAUAUUUUUCUUCAUUAUUUAUUUUUAUAUGACAAUCGAUUAUGACAUUGAUUAUCGAGCAUAUUACAUAGCAUAUUAUUUUUAAAACAAGCUCACCUAAAACAAAUAAUACUUUUCAAUAUCAAUAAAGAUAAUAAUGUUUUACUUGUGAUCUAUAUUAUAUGAGAGAGAUAUCAAAUACAAUUUUGUUAAUAACACAUCGGAUAUCAAAACAUAAGUUAAGAUAUAAAUAAUGAAUUUUUAGUACGAUAAAUGAUUAAAAAAGUUUCAGGAGGGCAAGAAUUUUUAUCUUGUUCAUGUUAGGCAAUAACUCCUUGCCAAUCAAGUAGAUGUGCUUGUUUUAAAAAUAAUAUACUAUGUAACAUUUGAUGUCAUAAUAAAUCAUCAUGUAAAAAUAAACAAGGAAGAAAAAUAUGUAGGUAUAGUUUAUUAAUUAUUAUUUAAGUUUUUUUUUUAUUGAAGUAAUAUUAUAUUAAAUAUAUUGUUAUAUCUAUUCCUUUUAAGUGGAACUAUAUUACAUUAUAUUAUUAUAUUAAGUCAUAUAUUACAAAUCACAGAUUUAAUUACAC
Molecule: messenger RNA, 5289 nt
Organism: Cinara cedri
Lineage: Eukaryota; Metazoa; Arthropoda; Insecta; Hemiptera; Aphididae
Source: the annotation of a GenBank genome assembly